Messenger RNA from Plasmopara halstedii, 1353 nucleotides. Its product is annotated as FOG: Predicted E3 ubiquitin ligase. Lineage: Eukaryota; Oomycota; Peronosporomycetes; Peronosporales; Peronosporaceae. The transcript has 6 exons. The coding region runs from base 1 to 1353 and encodes 450 amino acids. Gene Ontology annotation, molecular function: ubiquitin-protein transferase activity. The record is from RefSeq and is a predicted model, not a curated record. Gene Ontology annotation, biological process: protein ubiquitination; negative regulation of organ growth.
AUGAAUCGGAGUGGAUCGGACAGCGAGCGUAGGCUACGUGCUAUGGAGGCAGCUUUUGAGCGCGAGCGACAGCAACGCGACCUGUUAGAAAAAAAAUAUGCUCGUCUUAAGAGACGAUAUGUUCGGCUUGAGCGUUCGCACAAUCGCCUGUUGUCAGAAUCGCACAUGAAGCAUGAGAAAUUACAAAGGCCAGUGCUAUAUCUAGACACAACAGAGACCGAGUCGACUUCAAGCUCACGAGCGUCGUCGUCUGCGGUACUCGAUUCCAAUACACAAAGUGCAGAGCACAGCAAUACAGAAUCUUUUGGUCAUGCUCUAAGAAGUGCGCACACUUCUGGAUAUGAUGAUAUUUGCGCUGAAAGUCCGAGCUCGUCGAUUGGAUCUCCACAAGCUUCGACGAAAGAUUCGCUGGACAGCGAAUGUCUGGAAGAAAAAGAAGACUCAACAAAGAGCUGGCGGCCGCAUUCGAGUAGUGUUUACUCGACUCCUGCAUCACGUCGACACCUGGAUCUUGACUUUGCUUCCACUGAUGCAAAUCGAGAAGUGUCGAGUCCGUUGCAACCGAUACAGCACCAUGUGCACUUAGAUCAUCUGACCAGCUUACAUGAUACUUCGCAAUCUACACACUACACUUCACGAAACUUUGAGGAUGUUUGUACUCGGACUCGUCCGCGACUCUACUUAGACCACCACUCGCCAGAACCAAGAGCUACAAGUGCGUAUGGAUUUGAGCUGGAACAGGAACUUGAGCCUCGGAGACAUCGUCAUGAACGAUACCACUGGGUAUCUGAGCCGUCUCCGGUACCAAUCACAUCGAUCGCUUUACUUUCUUCUCCAGUAACACCGUUAGACCCGCCUCCAUCAUCACCGAAUAUCCAGACUCAACCUAGAGACGAUAGCAAUGAGGAGGCGUCGCUUGCCCUGGCGCGUUAUCUACAGCAUCAAGAGAACGUAGCGGCACAUGAAGAAGCUGAAGCUCGUUUACUACACGAGUCGGUCGAGAUGGUGUAUAAUCAAGGAUCCAAUCUGUCGGGUCUGCUGGACCACCACCGCAGUAUUGACCCGGAUAAUAUGAGCUAUGAUGAACUGUUAAGAUUAGGAGAAGUAGUUGGCGACGUGAAAAAGGAAAGGUGGCGACAAAUGGCUGUCCAAGUGCUGUCAAGUCUUCCAACUCAUCGAUGGAGACGUGGCCACAAUGGAAAUACCUGUAUCAUCUGUCAAUACGAAUUCAUGCCAAAUGAUCAAGCAAUGACUCUUCCGUGUGCUCACGUGUUUCAUGAGGAUUGUGUUAGUGGCUGGAUACGUGAAAACAACAGUUGUCCACUGUGCAAACGGGAAAUUAGCUCGACAUAA